UCUCUCGCGCACGCGCUUUAACUGCAGGUGCGCCCACGUUCCUUCUUCGUGUGCUUCCUUUGUCUGUGACUUCCUCUGCAUAUCCUCGAUUGCGAGCACCCACCGGCCUGCAAGAGCUGCUUGUUGAGCUUCACCGUCACCAUGCCUGGCGUUCCUCUCGACGCGGUCGACAAGGCCAAGGCCGUCUUCAAGAACAUCUUCGGCAGCAAGAAGAAGAACAAGAAGGACCAGACGACGCCCACCGCUGCUACUCCCGCCGAGCCGUCUAACCCCACCACGAAGCCCACCGAGACGAUCACGGCCGCUGAGCCUGCUCCCGCCACCGCCCCCGAGACCGUGCCUACGGCAUCGAAGAGCGACGCCCCGGCUGCCCCGGCGCCGGCAGCUGCUCCUGCGCCUGUCGCCGCUGAAGGUGAAGACAAGAAAGCAGAGCAGGCCGCCCUCGCCGAGGUGAAGAAGGCGACUCAAACUCCCGAGCCUGCGGGUGCCACCGCUCCUGCGCCGCCAACCGCCACCGCCGCCCAGGAGCCCGCUGCUCCCACCGCAACUGAGCCUGCGGCUACCGAGGCCAAGGCGACCGACGCUCCCGCCCCAGCUGCACAAGAACCACUCCCCGAAGUCCCGGCUGCUAAGCAUGCCCCGGGUAUGAGUGCAACCAGCGGUCCCUUGAGCGACGAGCCCGAUUUCGGCGCCCCGGAGGAGACUGCGGCAUCUGCCCCGGCUGCUACUGUUCCAACCACGGAGACGGCUCCUGCCGCCGCUGCUCCUACCGAGAAGAAGGAGUGAUUCCAUGGAACGUGCGAAUUCUUUGUAGACACAAUGUGCGGGCAGCAGGUAAUGGAGGAAGUUUUUCUUUUUUGUUUUUCUCUUAUUUUUCCCCCUCUCCAGUGCUUUCUCGUUUGCAUAUCACUGUUGUGCGGGAGAGAGAAAUACACCCAAAGGUUUUGUCUCCUUCCGCACACAAUCCUAUACCCCGGGGCUGCUGUUAGCAAGCGACUAGUCAAUACUUCAUUGCGGAUAUAUAAGGAGUUUGAAAAUCGAGACUAGUAUUCUAACG
Paraphaeosphaeria sporulosa is the source of this 1057-nucleotide messenger RNA. RefSeq lists its product as uncharacterized. The coding region runs from base 142 to 786 and encodes 214 amino acids. The transcript is spliced from 3 exons. The record is from RefSeq and is a predicted model, not a curated record. Lineage: Eukaryota; Fungi; Ascomycota; Dothideomycetes; Pleosporales; Didymosphaeriaceae.